AUGAAACAUGUAAUUUUUAUAACUGGCGCCACAGGCUAUAUUGGUAUCAAUUUAGUAUCUAAGUUGUUACGUCAACCAAAUGUUGAGAGAAUCAUUUGCACAACUAGACAAAAGCAUCCAGAUUCAUUUCGGUCAUCAAUUCAAUUGAAUUCAAAGCAAUAUGGUCUUUCAGUGAAUGAAUUCGAUUUGAAAUCGAAGAUUGAACCAAUCGAAUUGGAUCUUGUUAAAGAUCGGAGUUCAUUAUUAAGCUUCUUGGAGCCGUAUAAGAAAACAAUCGAUAUCAUUCAUCAUCUAGCUUCUGACAUUGGAUACGGAUUUCCAGUAGAACACUUUCAACCAUGGAUGGAUGUUACAAAAAUACUUGCUGAAUAUUGUAUGGAUUCUAAACAUCCUAAACAGUUUCACGUAACUGGAAGUUAUGGACAUAAACUGAUUGAAUUCAAAUAUACUGAUGAAGAUUUCUAUUGGAUUAAUGGUUAUUUUGUAUACAAGAAAUGGUUGCAUAAUUAUAUGUGCGAAAAAUUUGCGAAAGGUUUGAAAGGUGUUUUGUUCGAGCCUGGCUACGUCAUAGGCUCGGUGGAUCCCGGUCAAAAAUACAUGCUUUGGCGUAUAGUUCGUAUGUUUGCAACAUUAGAACAUGCAUUUCAAUAUAGAAUGCUUUGUACACCCAUCGAUAUGUUGAUCGAUCAUUAUAUGUUAGCAUUGAAUCAUACUGACCCAGGACCAAACAUAAUCUGUCCUUUUAUACCAGAACCAUUGAAUAUUUCUAAACACAUGCAAGAAUUAUUACCACACUUGACGAUGGUUGAUUUUGAGCGUUUUCGAGAGAUAGUCAAGCAACGGUUACCUAAAAAAGCAAAAUACUUCGGUCCAGCUAUGCUGAAUUGUACUGAAUCAGUACUAAGCAUACAAAAAGCCAUCUUUCAUCCGUUAUAUGAUAGUACCAAAUAUAAAAAUAUCAAUCAAACUACGUAUCUUCUAAGCUGUAAAAGUUUCAAGGAUGCUCUCAAACAAGGUCAACAAAAUAAAGACAAUAUUUAG
Rotaria sp. Silwood2 is the source of this 1041-nucleotide messenger RNA. The record is from the annotation of a GenBank genome assembly. Lineage: Eukaryota; Metazoa; Rotifera; Eurotatoria; Philodinida; Philodinidae.